AUGAUGAAGGCAUUCGUUGGUCUCGUAUUGCUCUCCCUCCUCUCCUUGGGGUUGGCCACUCCAACGAUCAGCGCUCGUGGAGCCUGUGCUACCAAAUCGGUCACUUACAUGCGACAAAUCUUCGAGGUCCAACCAGACACGCUUGGAAAUCAAGACAUGAUGUACUCGGACCGUGUAGGAGGUGGUGGAUAUGGUGUCUUCCAAACACAAGUCAACCAAACCUGGAUUAGUAAGGCUACCAGAUCAAAACCUAUUCCAGAGCAACACUAAUAUCUCUAGACGGCGAGGUUCAUCUUCAUAGUCCUAUGCCUGCUAUCAUCAAUUUCCAAAUCCCAGCUGGUGCUGUGAGUAACUCUUUCAUUCGUCCUUUCUUCUCGCUAGUCUAACAUUAUUCCAAGACUCGUUGUCAACUUGCUCUCUCCGACUCCAUGGGUACUCGAGAUUUCCAAACCCCCUUUUUCCAACAACCACCAACCAUGAAUAUCGUAUCUCUUCACCCAAACUCUCUGCAUCAAGACAAUUGGACAUACAACGCAGUAUACAAUACCCCAAACGUUAUCAAGAAUCCCAACUUCGUCAACAAGUUUGAUCUCGCUGCUUGGGAAGGUGAACUGUCUGUUUGGGAUUUCCAGUGCCCAGCUCCCAUUGGCGACCAUGGCGAUGCCUUCUUCGUGGUGGAGCUGAAUAGACAGAGUUCAGGUGGCGAUGGCAUCUGGGGAUUCAAGACUUGGCAGGUGCUUGAGACGGUUCCAGGGCAGCUUACGCCUAAUGACGAGAAAUAUGAUGUCUAUAAUGGAUUUCAUAUUCUUAUCGACUGUUAA
Messenger RNA from Hymenoscyphus albidus, 821 nucleotides. The record is from the annotation of a GenBank genome assembly. NCBI's taxonomy places the organism in Eukaryota, Fungi, Ascomycota, Leotiomycetes, Helotiales, Helotiaceae.